Messenger RNA from Paramecium primaurelia, 3982 nucleotides. Lineage: Eukaryota; Ciliophora; Oligohymenophorea; Peniculida; Parameciidae. The record is from the annotation of a GenBank genome assembly.
AUGCCAAGUAUUAUUCUACAAAUCAGAGCACUUUUAGUGAAAAAUUUCACAUAAUCCUUUAGAAAUAAAGAAUAUAUUUCUGAUUUAGCAUUGCCUGUAGUAACAGCAAUUAUAGUCUCUUUAAAAGAUUAAUUAGAAUUCUUAGGAUUUUUCGCUCCUUUAUUUUUAUCAAUAGCAGUUAGCACACCUCCUAGAUCAUUAUUAAUUAAUCUUGUUGAAGAGAAGAGUGAAAGAUUCAAAGAGUCUUAAAAGAUAAUGGGAAUGAAAUAAAGAUCUUAUUUAAUUGGAUGGAUUAUGUAUGGUUACAUAAAAACAUUGAUGGUAUAAAAAUUAGAUAUAUUUAAUAGAGUACAAUAUUUUUAAUAUUCUUUUGGUGGCUAUUGACAUUGAUUAUAAAUGAUGGAGAUUAUGGAUUUAAGACAGAAUCAUAUAAAAUAUUCUUAACCUAUUUUUUAUAUAGUAGUACAGUACUUAAUUUUUCAUUGGCAAUGUCAACAGUGUUUUCUAGUCCUAAAUUAGCAAAUGAAGUUUCAACUUUUGUAACAAUACUGUCAAUUCUACUUACAUUUUUGGUGUUUUUAUCAAGUAUCCAAAAGUAUUUAUAUUAAUAAUAAUAAUAAUAGUUCAUCUCUAUUCUACUAUUGUAUGUCGAUAUUUCCAUAAUCUUCAAUAAGUUUUAUAUAUAUGGGUGCAUUAAAGAAAGGGUUUUUCAAUUCCUAAGCUAUAAGUACAGCAUAUCCAUUAUCAAAUGCAGCAUUGUAAUUAGGUAUAGAAUCAAUUUUAUAUUUCCUCUUAUUUUUUUAUUUGGAUUAAGUAUUUCCAAAUGAAUAUGGAGUAGCUAAACAUCCAUUAUUCUUUUUAUAAGGAUUAUUUGGGAAAUCAAAGAAAAAUAAAUUGAAUGAUUCAUUAUUAGAUGAUGAUAAUUCUCAUGAUCAUAAUGAAGAUUAUAGUAGUGCAAUUUAUCAUCAAAAAUUAAAUAUAUAGAAAAAAUGUACAGUUUCUAUUAAGAAUUUAACAAGGAAAUUUGGUGAAUUUAAAGCUGUUGAUAAUUUAACAAUUAAAUUAUAUGAAUAAGAAAUUCUAUGUUUAUUAGGACAUAAUGGUGCUGGUAAGACUACAACAAUUAGUAUGUUAACUGGAAUGAUUGAGAAAACAAAAGGAACAAUAUAAAUUAAUGGAAUAGAUUUAGAAGAGAAUAUAGAUGCUAUAAGAGAAAAUGUUGGUAUAUGCACAUAAAGAGAUGUUCUUUAUAAUUCUUUAAAGGUUAUAGAAAUGCUUAUUUUCAUGGGUAGAGUCAAAGGAUUAGAGGGUUUGGAUUUAUAAUAAGAAAUAAAUGAGAUCAUAGAAGUUACUGAAUUAGAAGAGGAUAGAUAUAAAUUAAUUAAAGAAUUAAGUGGAGGUAGUAAAAGAAAAUUAUCAUUGGCUAUUGCAUUGAUUGGUGGAUCUUCAGUUAUUUUCUUAGAUGAACCAACAAGUGGUAUGGAUGCAUAAUCAAGAAGAAUUAUUUGGGAGAUUUUAUAGAAAGUUAGAUAAUAAAAUAGAACUAUGAUAUUAACUACACAUCAUUUAGAUGAAGCUGAAGUAUUAGCUGAUAGAAUAACUAUUAUGGCAGCAGGUAAAUUAUUGGCUUGUGGUAAAUGUGAUUAUAUUAAAACAAAUUUUGGAGAAGGAUAUCAUUUAUCUAUUACAAGUUAGAAUUAAUAAAUUUUAUAGAGUUGUUCUGAUUAAGUAUUAUCAAUUAUCUAAGAAGCUUAACUUGAUCCUUAAUCUUAAUCAGAUACUAAGAUAUUUUUAAUACCUUUCAAAAGUAAAUAAAAAUUAGAUUAAUUAAUUGAAACAAUUACUAAAUAAUAUAAAAAUGACAUUGUUAUUAAUCUAAAAUUAAAUUCUUUGGAAGAUGCAUUCAUUAAUAUUGGAAUGGAUGAAGAGAAAUUUAUCAAAAAAGCUAAAGGAAGUAAAGCAAGUGUAAAUGAUAGUGAUAUUGCUAUGGAAUAAGAAGUUGAAUAAUAAAGAGAUAUUAAAAUUCCAAAGUGUUUAAAUGAUCCACCUGUUUAUUCAUUCAAAUCAUAAUUUACUGCUAUCUUUUUAAGAAAGUUUUACACAACUUCAAGAACAUUCAGUAAUUAUAUUUCAAUUGUAAUUCCUUUUACUUUGAUAGUUAUUGGUACUUUAAUUAUUGAUGAAAUCAAUUUAGAUUUUCUUAAAGAUAAUAAAAAUUUAGAGUAAUAUUUUAAAUUAGUGCUUAUUUCAUUAUUUGUAAUAUUAGCAUUUUGUUUUAAUUCCUCUUUAUUUAUCACAUUACCAGUAUUAGAGAGAGAAUUUAAUUUAAAAUAUGCUUUAACAGUAAUGGGUUGUAGAGUAUUACCAUAUUGGAUAGGUACUUAUGCAUUUGACUUUUUACUUUACUCAUUUUUUGUUUUAACAUUUGUUAUAUUCAGUUACAUUAUGUAAUUAUCAUUUGUUACUGAUCAUAUGGGAUAUGUUGUAUUUGCAUUUGUUACUUUUGGUUUUGCUUAUAUAUCAUUUUCAUAUUUUGCUGGUAUUUUAAUGUAUAAGAAAACAUCUACUGCUAUGAAGACCUUCCCAUUCUUAAACUUUUUUAUCAUUUAUUGUAUGCCUUAAAACUUUUGGGGUAUUUGUGCUUUAUUAUGGUAAAAGGGUAUAGGAAAUGCAGAUUUCAUAGAAUUUUUAAUAAAAGCUAUUGAAUGUAUAUUUUCAUUUUUAAGUCCAUUUUUUGCAUUUUAAAGAGCUUUCUAAAAUAUUAUAAAAAUAGAUGUAAGUCCUAACAAUGAUCAACCACCUCCAUUAACUACUGAAACCCUUUAUUAUUCUAUUGCCAUGCUUUAUUAAGGAAUUAUUUUCUUCUUUUUAACACUUUAUUUAGAAGGUAAAUAAUUCAAGAAGGUAGGUAAUAAUUUAGAUAAUAAUGAUGUAAAGAGAAGUGUUAGAGUUGAUCAAUAAGUUAUAGAAUAAGAAAAAAAUUUAUUAAAAUCAAAUGAUCCUGUAAAAAUGUAUAGAUUAUAAAAAGUAUAUGAUAAUGGUUGUGUUGCACUUCAAAAUGUAAGUGUAUCAAUAUAGAAAUAAAAAAUCCUUGGACUUCUUGGACCUAAUGGAUCUGGAAAAUCAACUAUUUUUAAUAUACUUACAUCUUUAAUUAAUAAAAGUGGUGGAUAUGUUAAAAUAAAAAAUUAAGAAGUUCAUAGAGGAAAACAUGAGAUAUUUUAAGAUGUAGGUAUAUGUCCAUAAUUUGAUUGCAUUUGGGAGAAUUUAACACCAAAAGAACAUUUAUAUUUAUUUGGUAGAAUGAAAGGAUUAUCUGGAGAAGAUUUAACAGAGUCAGUUACAUACUUUUUGUAAACAAUGCAAUUAGAAGAGUAUAUAAAUAGAUAAAGUGGUCGAUUAUCAGGUGGAAACAAAAGAAAAUUAUGUGUUAGUAAUGCUUUAAUUGGAGGACCAUGCAUUUAAUUCUUUGAUGAACCAAGUACAGGUGUUGAUCCAAUAGCCAGAAGAUUUUUGUGGAGAACUUUGAAAUUGGGAGUUCAGUUAAGACAAAGUAGUGUGAUGUUAACAACUCAUACUAUGGAUGAAGCUGAAAAUUUAUGUGAUAAGAUUGCAAUUUUAGUAAAAGGAUAAGUAUAUUGUUUGGGAAGUCCAUAAGAAUUGAGAAUAAAAUAUGGAGAUGGUUAUGAUAUACAAUUAAGAGAGUAUAAGAAUAAACAAGAGAUCAUACAAUUUCUUAAUAAGCAAUUCUAAAAUAUUGCAGAAAUUCCAUAAAAGGAUUAAGAAAAUUUAUAAUUCCAUGUAAUUUAUAUUGAUUUAUUUUUAUUAGAUUCCAAGUUAAUCUUUCGAUUUCCACAAAGCCUAUUUCUCAUUGACGGAACUUGUAUAAAAGAAAUUGAUCCAUGAUUUCUCAAUCAAUUAAUCAUCUUUAGAAUCAGUAUUUUUGUAAUUUUCAAAAUCCCAACAAGAUUAAUAUAAUUGA